Messenger RNA from Dimorphilus gyrociliatus, 638 nucleotides. The record is from the annotation of a GenBank genome assembly. NCBI's taxonomy places the organism in Eukaryota, Metazoa, Annelida, Polychaeta, Dinophilidae.
AUAUUGAAAUUUCAGUGAGUAUUCGAUUUGCUUCUUCUGAAUUCGCUUCUCUUCAGCCGUCUGGUUCAAGUGAAAAUCUGAUAAGGUUCCUUAUAAUCAACCAACAUAAUUUAAUGUCGAAUUUUGAUAAUCAAUCAUUAUCAAGCACAAUGAGUCCAUCUCGUUUGUUACCUCCUGUGACGAGUCGGACAAAUUGGCAACAUUUUUUUAUGACAGUAGAUUUUGUACUCCAAGAAACAAAUGAGGAAAAAUUAAGGCUUAUCCUUAGCUCUAUACCGGAGGAAAACCGAUUAAGAAUGGCUCAGAUAUUCGGUCCUGAUCCAACCAAAUGGGAAUGGAAUAGAGUUAGAGAUUUCAUGUCGUGUACCCAAAGUUACCUACCCGCUGGCGAAGCUCUACGUCGUCUCGGACAACGUAAGCAAAGACCUGACGAAACUCCAGAAGAAUUUCUCGCAGAGCUUAGGAUUCUUAUUCAUCAAAUAGGCUGCGCUGAUAUUGAUGUUAUGCUCUCAUCAUUCUUCGUUUUAGGUUUAACAGACGAAUUUACGGCAAAGAAAGUUCAAGAACUAUGGCACCGUGAAGCCUGCAUCGACGACCUCUUGGCAGCUGCUCAAACUUUUCAAAGUGCAUCAAGAUAA